CUUUGCAGUCAGAAACUUUUCUAAACUCAGUUGGUUUUGACAUUGUCUUUUGAAAUUUGAUCGAAUUGACUUCAAUAAUUUAGAAAAAAAAUCUUGCGCGCUCAAGCAUAUUUUGAGUUUCUAAUAACACAAAAACUACAUAAAAUAUAAGUUCGAAAAAAAUACUUUCAUAUACUAAAAGUCAUAGCAUAUAAUAAGAAAUUUCAGAAAAUUGAAAGCAAAAUUAAAAAAUGCUCGCCAAGCAUUUGCUGAAAGUCAGUAAGGCGCUGCGUGGGGCGACGCUACGCAACGCCAGCAAGGCGCCAAGUUCACCCUUCGCCGGCGGUGGACUACACAGCACCAUGAAUGACUUGCCGCAACCGGAGGGCGAUUGGCAGGAGCAUUACAACCGUAGAAAUCUAAAGAAUACGGCUGUGCUCACUGUUGGCAUUAUCUCGUUGAUUUCAUCAAUAUAUAUGCAUUUCACGGAUGAGGCCAUUAACUGGAACUACAAGGUGCCUGUGUAUGAUAGAUGCCUUUGAAGUGUGCAAAUCACGCGAUAAUUAAAUGAUAAAUCGAAGAUUUUUAAUUCUGACUGUUUA
Messenger RNA from Bactrocera oleae (olive fruit fly), 581 nucleotides. RefSeq lists its product as uncharacterized. The record is from RefSeq and is a predicted model, not a curated record. Lineage: Eukaryota; Metazoa; Arthropoda; Insecta; Diptera; Tephritidae.